AUGGAGAUAUUUUCCUGUAAUAUGGCCUCACUGUUUCUGCUGCUUGCGUUCCGGCGUCCGGGGCGAUUGUCCCUUGUGUAUUUUUUCAAAGAAGUUUCCCAGUGGCAGAAACCCGCUGAGUGGACGCUCCCGGAUAUGACCCAGGGUGAACUUCGCAAAAUAAUUAGUGACAGGCGUUCCGAAAGUCAACCUGUCAAGCGCUCCUUUUCUUCAUUGCAUAAAUCGGAGGGCGUUAGGUCACGAAACCAGGAAAAUGCCUCUUCUCCUAAACGUCAAAGAUGUCACAACGAUAUUAAAAGUAAUGCCGAUCGCCCCAAAACCGAGGGAAAUUCGCAUAUAGAACAAGGAUCAGGGCACCGGAUUUCUCCAAAAAAAACAGGCCCCUCAGGGUAUGGAGUAACACCAGGCGUCUCUGAUAGUGUUCGGGAGCCUAUUAAUGCUAUAGUUAACAAUUCUUCCUCGUCGAUGACCCUAUGCGCUGUUGCCAUCAAGGAGAACUAUCCGACCUAUUGUGUUUCUGGCGAUCAAAAUUCUACCUGUUCUUCCGUCGCAUCGUCGUCCCAACGUUUGCCUUUAGGUGAUGAGAAGCAGAAUUCGCUGAGCCUAGCUUCAAAAAUAGCAACUAUAAUUUCAUCGCAAUCGAAUCGGAGUCCAAUUUUGCCGCAUGUUUCCUCUGGUCAAAAAAUAAGUAGCGAUCCACAGCCGUCUUCUGCUUCCCAAUCUUCCAGCCCUUGUCCAUCUCGUAAUGAACCGUCUAACUUUACUCCUCAACAAGCCACUCACGGUUUCCAACGUCACACGCGACAGGAGUUGGCAGCUUCCAGCAACACUAAUCUGAUCUCCGACCAAUCUGCACCAUUUGAGCGCAGAUAUUCAUUGCAGGGUGAUAAGCCAUUAAAUUCGCCUCAGCGUACAACUUCUAUAAAGCCAGAUCAGGUGCUUCGGAACUUCGUUUCUGUGUUAAGUCAUGUGGUCGAUCGUCGUGAUCGCCUGUCCAUGACAAAUUUCAACGGAACUAAUAACCGAACGCCUCCUGUUAAUCCCACCCCUCGCUCCCAACAGCCUUCCGUCGCCAAUCUUUUGUCCUCAAUAUUAGGAACACAUACAAAGCCUUCCGAUGGACGACCUCUAACCAACGCAUUGUCUCCAACACCCAACAGGAGUAUGGUAAAUGGCUUGGACAAGACAAAAAGCGAACGUACUCCUACCUGCCCACCCUCCUCCGAUGGCGCUUCAAUUAUAAUUUCCCCAUUGUGUCCUCGAAGUUCUCCUUCACCUGCUAACACGUCUGCUUCCGAUUUCCGGAAUCAUCCCCAAAAACGUCCUAGCCCUCUUGAGCCAUCCUCUGUAGGCAUAGAUGUGCAGCACCACCGGCGUGCUCGAUCAAGUGAUGUUGACGGGACUGCGGUAGCCAUUGCCGCUGCACCCACAGGAAAUCGUCACUUUCUUCUGGCUCUUGACAGCCCUGGGAUGCUUAAGUUCGUCGAUCCGGUCUUAACGGCUCGGUUUCAGCACCCAGUGGCUGACUCUCUUGAGAGCGAGGCUCAGUCGGUGCUGCGGAAUUUCGACCGGCUACACAGCGUCCUGUACAGCGAACUGUCUGGGGAACUAAAGAAACUCCGCGCUUUAGUGGGCAUAAGUGAAACAAAGUUGAAAAUCCAUCAAAAAAGGAAGGAGUCUCUCCAACAGUUAAUGAAUGCCAUCGAGUCCAGACGAGCAUUGCCAUCGUUAAGUUCCCCUGACCCCGUGGUUUGA
Mesocestoides corti is the source of this 1755-nucleotide messenger RNA. The record is from the annotation of a GenBank genome assembly. Lineage: Eukaryota; Metazoa; Platyhelminthes; Cestoda; Cyclophyllidea; Mesocestoididae.